This is a messenger RNA of Notolabrus celidotus (New Zealand spotty), 3834 nucleotides long. RefSeq names its product double-stranded RNA-specific editase 1-like. The transcript is spliced from 12 exons. Gene Ontology annotation, cellular component: cytoplasm; nucleolus. Gene Ontology annotation, molecular function: tRNA-specific adenosine deaminase activity; double-stranded RNA adenosine deaminase activity; double-stranded RNA binding. The record is from RefSeq and is a predicted model, not a curated record. Lineage: Eukaryota; Metazoa; Chordata; Actinopteri; Labriformes; Labridae. Bases 384 to 2468 code for a protein of 694 amino acids. Gene Ontology annotation, biological process: RNA processing; adenosine to inosine editing.
CCUGCUGCCUGAGUGGGAGGAGCUCCAGAGCUCAUUAAGGAAAGCCAGCUCACCUAUGUGAGCCCUUUAAAAAGGACAAUGGAGCUGGCUGCCGGCUGCAUAUCUUCACCACAUGAACAGCAACCCGCACAGACCCGUACAGCCAUUAGCGUGUUUCCCGGAGUUCUGACGCCGCUGAAGCAUCACCGGCACCGGGGACGGUUAAACGGACUCUUCGAACCCUCUGACUGGAAGCAGGUUCCCUCAGCAGCCCCCCAUCCCUCGCAGCGUGACCGUGAAUCCCUGAAACACUCAGACGACGUCAUCAAACAGGUCGAGUUGGAGCUCGUGUUUCUCGACACCAGCAGUGUCUGCCCUCCAGGGAGGGGGACGAAGCGGACGCCAUGAGUUCGUGCAGCACCGAUGUUAAGGAAAACCGCAACCUGGACAACCUCUUCUGCAAAGAGGAGGUUGACCCCGAGGCGGCUCACGUCCCCAACAGGAGCCCCGGUCGUGGGAAGAAGCGUCCCUUAGAGGAUGGCAACAAUGGACACACGCACUCCAAGUACAAGCCCAAGAAGCGUAAAAAAGUGUCCGGGCCCAUCCUCCCAAAGAAUGGCCUGAUGCAGCUGAACGAGAUCAAGCCCGGGCUGCAGUACAAGCUGCUGUCUCAGACCGGGCCGGUCCACGCGCCCGUCUUCGUCAUGACCGUGGAGGUGAAUGGACAACUCUUCGAAGGAUCCGGUCCCACCAAGAAGAAGGCCAAGCUGAAUGCGGCCGAGAAGGCUCUGCGGUCGUUUGUCCAGUUCCCCAACGCCUCUGAGGCCCACAUGGCGAUGGGCCGGACUCUAUCGGUCCACACUGACUUCACCUCAGACCAGGCUGACUUCCCGGACAUGCUCUUUAACGCCUUCGAGACAUCAGCACCUGUGGACGACCCGUUUUACCUCUCACCCGGCAGCAAUGGUUCCUUCUGCUCACUGGGUAUGGAGUACCCGCUGCUCCCCUCAACCAUUCCUAACCUGGUCCAGGCCCCCUUACCUCCAACCCCCUCCCCCUCUAUGCCCCCGACCAGCGGCAAGAAUCCUGUCAUGCUCCUGAACGAGAUGUGGCCGGGCCUGAAGUAUGACUUUGUCUCGGAGAGCGGGGACGGCCACGCCAAGAACUUCGUCAUGUCGGUGAGGGUGGACUCGCAGAACUUCCAGGGAUCCGGACGGAACAAGAAGCUGGCCAAGGCCCGGGCUGCCCAUGCCGCCGUGUUCGCUCUGUUCAACAUGCAGCUGGAUCAGGCUCCGUCGAGACAGCCCAUACCCCGAGAGGGACUGCAGCUCCACCUGCCACAGGUCCUGGCAGACACCGUCUCCCGUCUGGUCGUGGACAAGUUCAGCGAGCUGACGGAGAACUUCACGACCCCUAACGCCCGGCGGAAAGUUCUGGCUGGAGUCGUCAUGACAACAGGUGCAGCCGUGAAGCAGAUGGAGGUGAUCUGCGUCUCCACGGGGACUAAGUGUAUAAACGGUGAAUAUAUUAGCGACAGAGGUUUGGCCCUGAACGACUGUCACGCUGAGAUCGUGGCUCGCCGCUCGCUCAUCCGGUUCCUGUACACACAGCUGGAGCACUUCCUCAGUAACAACGAGGAGGAGCAACAGAAGUCCAUCUUCACCCGCUGCAACAACAGACAAGGCUUCCAGCUGAAGGAGCACGUGCAGUUCCACCUGUACAUCAGCACCUCGCCCUGCGGAGACGCCCGCAUCUUCUCCCCUCACGAAGCUGACAUGGAGGAUCAGGGCGAUCGACACCCGAACAGGAAGGCCCGCGGUCAGCUGCGAACCAAGAUCGAGUCCGGUGAAGGGACCAUCCCGGUCCGGUCCAGCAACACCAUCCAGACGUGGGACGGUGUUCUGCAGGGGGAGAGGCUGCUCACCAUGUCCUGCAGCGACAAGAUUGCCAGGUGGAAUGUGGUGGGGUUCCAGGGCUCUCUGAUGUGCUACUUCACCGAGCCGCUCUACUUCUCCAGCAUCAUCCUGGGCAGCCUGUACCACGCGGACCACCUCUCCAGAGCCAUGUACCAGAGGAUCACUGAGAUCCAGGACUUGCCGCAGUUCUACAGCCUCAACAAACCUCUGCUGAGCGGAAUCAGUAACGCAGAAGCUCGUCAGCCGGGGAAAGCUCCAAACAUCAGCGUGAACUGGACUGUGGGGGAUGAGGGUCUGGAGGUGAUCAACGCCACCACAGGGAAAGACGACCUGGGUCGACCGUCCAGACUCUGCAAACACGUUCUGUACAGCCGCUGGAUGCGUCUGCGCUGCAAGCUCUCCUCCACCCUACGGAUCCAGACGCCGAUGCCCAGCAGCUACCACGAGGCCAAGCAGGUGGCGGUGGAGUACCAUAGCUCCAAGCAUUCCCUGUUCAGAGCCUUCCACAAAGCCGGACUCGGAGCCUGGGUGAAGAAACCCAUCGAGCAGGACCAGUUCGCUCUCUACAUCUGAGGGACACUCCUGCAGGUGGUUUUCCUCUGGACCAGGUAAGCUGGAGGACCAGACUCUGCAGGUUAAACCCUCCUUCAGUUCUCGAACCUCGUGCUCCUCUUCCUCUCAGCCAGCACUCAAAGACGGGACUCAGUUAUGCAACUUUUUACAGCGGAGACAUUUACAGAGACUCUGAAGAAAAACUCACUCAGCAUGUUGGAUUAACAACCCGUCUCUGUGCUCAGAUUAUCUGUUCAGAUUAUCUGUGUUCAGAUUAUCUGUGUUCAGAUUAUCCAUUCAGAUGAUCUGUUCAGAUUAUCUGUGCUCGGAUUAUCUAUUUUAGAUUAUCUGUUCAUAUUAUCUGUAUUCAGAUUAUUUCAGAUUAUCUAUGUGAGGAUGUAUGAGAGUCUGUCGUUUCUGCUGCAGUACUGUCACACACUCAGACGCUCUGUAGCCCCGCCCCUCUUUCUAACAGGGAGUGCACGAGCACACAUCAAUUAGGGGCGUGCACACAGCGCUGCAGGAGCCUCAUUGGUCCACAGAGCUGUCAAUCAUGAUGUCAUACCCCCUCUUUUUAUAUCAUCAAAUAACUAAUUCAGAGUAAAAUAGUAAGAAACAUGAACACUGACAUAAGUCAGCAUGAUAAGGACUAACUAUAAUGACAGAAACCCAAAGUCCCAUCUGUUAACAUUGAGGAGGCGGGGCUUAUGAGCUACACUGCAGACAGUCUGCAGCAGGAGCUCUAAGUGUUCAUGCUUCACUUUUAGGGAGCUGUCAUGUCAUCCAUGUAUUAGUACAGUCUACCACCUGACGUUAGAGAAAGCUGGCGGCCAUGUAGAUCUGCUGAUGGCGGGUCGGUCCAGGUCGGUGCUUCAGCCUCGCAGUCUGAGGUCUCUUCCUCCAUCUGGACGACACGCAGGAGCAGCAGUGUGGACAGAAACGACAGAGAGCUCUCUUCACGUCUCCUCCGGGUCACCAAAGAUGAUGUCAGCGUCCGUCAGACUUUGAUCCUGUCUGUUUAUUUCUCUUCCUCCGUAAACCUCGUCAGCGAUCAGGUCAUGUCCUCACUGUGAAGGUCACCAGGAUGUCCUCACACACAGGGUUUACUUACUUUAUUGUCUUCUCAUGGACUCUUCUGUUUGUGUUCCUGAGGAUGUUUCUGAGCAUGUGCAGACCUGUUCCUGUACCAGACUUGUUUUUGUUUCAAAGUGAGCGUGUGGAUGGAGAAGAGUCGGGGUCAUGCAUUAGUUAUUGAUUUGCACCCUGAGUUAAAGCAGGACCCGUGAGGCCUGCUGCAUGACCUCCUCCUGUAAAGCAUGAACAUAUAAACCUGUAGAAACUGUCACGUCACUGAGUGCAGCUUUAAUAAAAGUCGCUGUGAGAAGAG